GGCCCGCGAAGCCCACCAUGCCGCGCCCGGCCCCCGCGCGCCGCCUCCCGGGACUUCUCCUGCUGCUCUGGCCGCUGCUGCUGCUGCUGCUGCUGCUGCCCUCCGCCGCCCCCGACCCCGUGGCCCGCCCGGGCUUCCGGAGGCUGGGGACCCGAGGUCCCGGGGGCAGCCCUGGAAGCCGCCCCUCUCCUGCGGCUCCCGGCGGCGCGCCCGUUUCCGGGGCCAGCGAGCCUGGCCGCGCCCGCGGUGCAGGUGUUUGCAAGAGCAGACCCUUGGACCUAGUGUUUAUCAUUGAUAGUUCUCGUAGCGUACGGCCCCUGGAAUUCACCAAAGUGAAAACUUUUGUCUCCCGGAUAAUCGACACUCUGGACAUUGGGCCAGCUGACACGCGGGUGGCAGUGGUGAACUAUGCUAGCACUGUGAAGAUCGAGUUCCAACUCCAGACCUACACAGAUAAGCAGUCCCUGAAGCAGGCUGUGGGUCGAAUCACACCCUUGUCAACAGGAACCAUGUCAGGCCUAGCCAUCCAGACAGCAAUGGACGAAAUCUUCACAGUGGAGGCAGGGGCUCGAGGGCCCUCUUCUAACAUCCCUAAAGUGGCCAUUAUUGUGACAGAUGGGAGGCCCCAGGACCAGGUGAAUGAGGUGGCGGCUCGGGCCCAAGCAUCUGGUAUUGAGCUCUAUGCUGUGGGCGUGGACCGGGCAGACAUGGAGUCCCUCAAGAUGAUGGCCAGUGAGCCCCUAGAGGAGCAUGUUUUCUACGUGGAGACCUAUGGGGUCAUUGAGAAACUUUCCUCUAGAUUCCAGGAAACCUUCUGUGCGCUGGACCCCUGUGUGCUUGGAACACACCAGUGCCAGCACGUCUGCAUCAGUGACGGGGAAGGCAAGCACCACUGUGAGUGUAGCCAAGGAUACACCCUGAAUGCCGACAAGAAAACGUGUUCAGCUCUUGAUAAGUGUGCUCUUAACACCCAUGGAUGUGAGCACAUCUGUGUGAACGACAGAAGUGGCUCUUACCAUUGUGAGUGCUAUGAAGGUUAUACCUUGAAUGAAGACAGGAAAACUUGUUCAGCUCAAGAUAAAUGUGCUUUGGGUACCCAUGGGUGUCAGCACAUUUGUGUGAAUGACAGAACAGGGUCCCAUCAUUGUGAAUGCUAUGAGGGCUACACUCUGAACGCAGAUAACAAAACAUGUUCAGUCCGUGACAAGUGUGCCCUAGGCUCUCAUGGUUGCCAGCACAUUUGUGUGAGUGAUGGGGCCGCAUCCUACCACUGUGAUUGCUAUCCUGGCUACACCUUAAAUGAGGAUAAGAAAACAUGUUCAGCCAUUGAGGAAGCACGAAGACUCAUUUCCACUGAAGAUGCUUGUGGAUGUGAAGCUACACUGGCAUUCCAGGACAAGGUCAGCUCGUAUCUUCAAAGACUGAACACUAAACUUGAUGACAUGUUGGAGAAGUUGAAAGUAAAUGAAUACGGACAAAUACAUCGUUAAAUUGCUCCAAUUUCUCACCUGGAAAUGUGGACAGCUUGGUAUACUUAAUAUUCAUGCAUUCUUUUGCACACCUGUUGUUGCCAAUGUUCCUGCUAAUAAUUUGCCAUUACCUGUAUUAAUGCUUGAAUAUUACUGGAUAAAUUGUAUGAAGAUCUUCUGGAGAAUCAGCAUGAUUUUUCCAAGGAAAUAAAUAUGCAGAUACUUAUUAAGAGCAAACUUUAGUGUCUCUAAGUUAUGACUGUGAAAUGAUUGGUAGGAAAUAGAAUGAAAAGUUUAGUGUUUCUUUAUCUACUAA
Messenger RNA from Pongo pygmaeus (Bornean orangutan), 1785 nucleotides. It is a transcript of the gene MATN3, whose product is annotated as matrilin 3. The coding region runs from base 18 to 1490 and encodes 490 amino acids. NCBI's taxonomy places the organism in Eukaryota, Metazoa, Chordata, Mammalia, Primates, Hominidae. The transcript has 8 exons. The record is from RefSeq and is a predicted model, not a curated record. Gene Ontology annotation, molecular function: calcium ion binding.